Messenger RNA from Ixodes scapularis (black-legged tick), 945 nucleotides. RefSeq lists its product as uncharacterized. Gene Ontology annotation, molecular function: amine binding. The transcript is spliced from 7 exons. The record is from RefSeq and is a predicted model, not a curated record. Gene Ontology annotation, biological process: symbiont-mediated perturbation of host defenses. The coding region runs from base 1 to 945 and encodes 314 amino acids. Lineage: Eukaryota; Metazoa; Arthropoda; Arachnida; Ixodida; Ixodidae.
AUGCAGCUCAAGUGGAUAUUUAUCCUAACAAUGAUCCUUCUUUUGAAUGCAAACAUCGUUUUCUCAGACCCUGGCUUCAAACUACUACAUUCUCGCAGUGGUACUGAUACUAAGCAGAAACCCGAACCAGACCUUUUUAUGAUGUUGGCAUCUCUCUAUGAGAAAAAAAUGUUUCUGGAAAAACGAACAUCCAACACGCCACCUCCGCUAAUUGGGUUUCACACUUCGUGCAUGGAAAUGGAGAUCAUUAGCGUUGAAGAAGAUUCAAAAAGCGCAUUGUUGCUCUUGUAUUACAAGGACAGUUAUAAUGUAAGCCAGAGCGAGCUACUGAACGUCACGGCAAAGAGAUCUAAAAAGAACCUCCCUGUUCUGGAAUUUCGUUUUGAGGAGCCAUUCAACCCAAAUCUAACAGGGAGAGCAGUUGAAUAUUUGGUCAUUAACACAGAUUAUACUUCUUGUUAUAUCCUAAAGACGUCAACUAGGAAAGAGUGCACAUUCUGGAUUCUACAUACAGAAGGUGACGGAGAAGCCCCAAAAAAAUGCAAACCGCCGGAGCGUCCUCCCUGUGUCCAGGAAGUCUACGGUCUUCGUGAAACUACCCAGUGCAGUCAUUCAAAUACGGCCGAUGUUCCCACAAGGAUACCUGAAAAUCCUAUCACUCCUAGUGGUUCUACACCUCCCAGCAGUCCAACGACUCCCAGCAGUCCAACGACUCCCAGCAGUCCAACGACUCCCAGUCGCGCUAGCACUCCCAGUCAAGCGAAUGACCUGUUCUCUGAAUCUAAAAACAAUGACAUCUAUCUCAGAUACAAAUCUUCCACGUCCGAUCUUUAUUUACUCGGGUUUCCCGCAACAUGCGCAAAAAUGGAGUUCCUCGAAGCAAAAUAUGACACAAAAAGCGCACUAUUGACAAUGGACUACAAAGAUCCAAAUAAAGCAUGGUAA